This is a messenger RNA of Colletotrichum karsti, 2271 nucleotides long. RefSeq names its product het and ankyrin domain protein. The record is from RefSeq and is a predicted model, not a curated record. The coding region runs from base 1 to 2271 and encodes 756 amino acids. NCBI's taxonomy places the organism in Eukaryota, Fungi, Ascomycota, Sordariomycetes, Glomerellales, Glomerellaceae. The transcript has a single exon.
AUGAAACUUCUGAAUCUCGUUAACGGAAAGCUUCAAGUAUUCAACUAUCCGCCACCGGUGUCCUACGCCAUUCUAUCCCACACCUGGUCAUCGCCGGCCGAAAACGAAUGGUCCAGGUAUAACGGAACAGCCAAGCCUGAAGCUGCUGGGACAUCGGUUUUUCAAGGCAUUCUUACAAAGUUCUUCAAGAUCGCGCGGGAGCAGCGAUAUGAAUAUGUCUGGAUUGAUGCUCUCUGCGUUGACAAGAACGCCAGUGCCGACAUCUCGGAAACCAUCAACUUAUUGUCAAGACUUUAUCAAGGGGCUGACAUUUGUCUUGUGUUCCUGGCAGACCUCCCUUGCGGAUCAGCUUUGCCGUGUAAGGAUACCUGGGCUCAAUGUCGAUUCUGGAACCGGGCUUGGACUCUCCUGGAGCUGGUCUUGCCGGCUAACAUCCAGUUCUAUGAUGCCCAGUGGCACCCUCGCGGGAACAGGUUAACCCAGCCACUGCCUUCACUGAUCUCUUGCAUCACCGGCAUUGACGAAGACAUCUUGACCCGCGAGCGGACCUUGCGCGACACUUCCAUUGCUUCCAAGAUGUCGUGGGCAGCACAUCGGGAAGGGACCAGAUCCGAGGACAUCGCAUACUCCCUUCUGGGGCUCUUCGACGUUUGCAUGCCUAUUAUAUAUGGAGAGGGAGGCCAGCGAGCAUUUCAGCGUCUCCAAGAAGAAAUCCUCAAGAACACCAACGACAUGUCCUUGUUUGCCUGGACAAGUAACGAGAACCAGGUUAGCCGCGGUCUUUUCGCGUACUCUCCAAUUGAGUUCGUCUCCUAUGGCGGAUCAGUCGCAGGGCGUCUUCCUUGCAACUUUGACGGAUUCGCAGCGUUGACAAGCAGGGGAGUACUGGUGGAAGGGCAAUUUUCGACACAUGGGCUCGACCUCUUACUGGAUUUAGGAGUCCAGGCAAACGAUGAACGCCAUACAGAUCGUUUUGGCAUUCUGCUCCGGAAGGGAGUUGAUGGAAUCUUCGAGCGCAUCACACCCGGCGUUCUUCAGCAGCUGCCCGCAGACAUGGAAUUCUCAACCAUGAGGGUCAUGGUAGCCAAGGGCUCUGGCGAGACCGCCAAACAGACCCCUGAAAACAUAAACCGACAAUGUUCACUCUCUUCUUGGCCGUGUGAGACGCUUCAGCCUACUCCAAGUCUCAAGUACUCACUUCCAAUCUCCCUCAAACGACCAAGCACGCCUACAUCUUCUCAGCAGACAAGUGGCUCCUCAGAGUCAAGCACAACUCCAACUGGAUCUGCGUUCAAUCUCUCAUCUGGUUCUGGAUCAGACGGAACGGAAUGGGUUGACCUUCACCAUGAGACAUGCGACGAAGUCGACUCCGACGACUACGAAAACAUGGACGGAUACGGUUCAAUGGAAACUUCACAGCAUACCGAGAUUGAACAAGGAUGGGACUCGGCCCAGUCAGAUAUUUCCGAAGCGACUACCAUGGCAUCACCCCCUCAGCCUCAUAUCGAAGAUCAGUGGGAUAUCUGCAGCCGCAUCCAAGCCGAAGAAGAUCGUUCCAAGACAGCUGUUGCGCAGCUGUCUCAGGACACACUCGACCACUUCUUGAGGUCACAGGAGACUGAGUGCCACGCCACCGAGAAACGCAUGAGGCGAGAGAGGAGGUCUAAGGGCAACGUCCGCCAACCCGCAAGACAGAAACGACAAGGGCUCGAGAUUUCGGAGCUCGCAUGCCCUUUUUAUAAGCAGGACCCCAGAGAAUAUAUUUCCUGCCUCAUGAAUCACGAGCUGAGAAGUAUGGAAGACGUCGAAGACCACAUUCAUUCUCGGCAUCGACGACCUUUCUACUGCCCAAUCUGCAAAGCCGACUUCAACUUAGCCCUUGAACGAGAUCGACAUAUCAAUCAGCGCAUUUGCGAUCUUCGAGAAGAUCUUCCUCUCAAGGGGGUUUCGGAGGAUAUGAGAAGACUCAUCUCAAGGACUCGGGGUCACGGGAGUGAGACGGCGAGAUGGUUCGAAGUAUGGAACAUACUGUUCCCUGAUUCCGGAUCCAAGCAGCCCUCUUCCCCACACCUCCGCAGCGGCCUAGGACUGAAGGUGUCAAACUUUCGGGCGUUCUGGCGCCGGCAUGGACAGUCAAAUACUUUGGACCGUCUCGCUACGCGACUUCCCUUGGAGGACGACGCGAACAUUGAGGAACUUUCUUCGGAAGUCUUCUCAACUACGUUGAGAGCUCUGGCUUCAGAGUUCACCCGACAGGAUUCCGCAUUCUGA